Lingula anatina is the source of this 622-nucleotide messenger RNA. Its product is annotated as hemerythrin subunit alpha-like. Gene Ontology annotation, molecular function: iron ion binding. The record is from RefSeq and is a predicted model, not a curated record. NCBI's taxonomy places the organism in Eukaryota, Metazoa, Brachiopoda, Lingulata, Lingulida, Lingulidae.
CGCGGGACUGUAUUUGCACAGACGCUGAACUUACAGUUACCUGUUACUUGAGCCAGACAACCACCUCUCCUUUUAAAGAUGGGUAUCCCAGUGCCAUUCGCGUGGAAUGAGAGCUUCGCUACCAGCUAUAAGAACAUCGACUUGGAGCACAGAACCCUCUUCAAUGGACUGUUUGCCCUCUCCGAGUUCAACACUCGCGACCAGCUGUUAGCUUGCAAGGAAGUCUUUGUGAUGCAUUUCCGUGACGAACAGGGCCAAAUGGAGAAAGCUAAUUUUGAACAUUACGAAGAGCACAAAGCCAUUCACGAAGGGUUUUUGGAGAAGAUGGGCCACUGGAAGGCGCCUGUUGCCCAGAAAGAUAUCAGAGCUGGAAUGGAGUGGCUUGUUAAUCACAUCCCCAAUGAGGAUUUCAAGUACAAGGGCAAAUUGUAAAAAGGACAAAUAGGAAUAAUGCGCCAUCUAUCGGUCUGUGUUGCUGCCAUUUUACGCCGUAUUGGAGACAUUCGUCUAAACACCGUUUCAAGGGCUUAUGCAUGAAGUUACGCAAAGAUGGAAAAAUCUACAAAUAUCUAUGAUAUUUACUUAUUGUCUGAAACCAAUAAAUGAUUUUGAUGCAAUCCAG